Tigriopus californicus is the source of this 1793-nucleotide messenger RNA. Its product is annotated as mevalonate kinase-like. NCBI's taxonomy places the organism in Eukaryota, Metazoa, Arthropoda, Copepoda, Harpacticoida, Harpacticidae. Gene Ontology annotation, cellular component: cytoplasm. Gene Ontology annotation, biological process: isoprenoid biosynthetic process; cholesterol biosynthetic process. Bases 439 to 1605 code for a protein of 388 amino acids. The transcript has a single exon. Gene Ontology annotation, molecular function: ATP binding; mevalonate kinase activity. The record is from RefSeq and is a predicted model, not a curated record.
CACUGGCAAGCAUCACUCCCGUUUUGUUCCUCCCUCCAUUUCUACAUACACGUUCUCAAUGUCUCGAUGAUCAGUAUCAAUCUAGGAGGCACGUCAAGGAUCUAGGAACGUGCAAGAUUCACGCCUGUCUGUCUAUAUAUGUAAUGUCCUGUGCCAGGAGGACUUGUGGAGUGCACUCCAAAUCCAGCCAGAUUGAACAUCUCCUACCCGAAUUUCACUAAUCACCUAUUGAAGUCAGUUGGAUCAUCGGUCUCGCUAGGAGGGCCCAGUUGGGUCGGUCGGCUUCGUAUUCUACAUGGGUCGAGCGGUCUCAAAUCAUUCUUAGUAAAUACCAACAUGACUCACUUACGUGUGUUGUAUCCAUCGUUAUGACUUCUGAGUCAUUAUCCAAAUUAUCAUCCUUCCCGGCUUCCUCCCGUCUAAGCCAGGCGUGCACCCAUGGCUGCCCGUGCUUGGUUCAAGCCCGUGGUGGUGUCAGCUCCCAGCAAGCUCAUCCUCCACGGGGAACACGCCGUAGUCUACGGCCGAACGGCCUUGGCCGCCAGUUUGGGCAUGCGCACUCACAUGACCAUUGAAGCCUUGAGCGAGCGGGUCCAAGUCGAUUUCCCCGACAUCGGGGUCCGAAAGGAAUGGCCUUUGGCGUUGAUUCGCCAAAAACUCUUCCCUCGACGACCGCCGCAUCUUGUCCCCGGGGAGGUGGAUCGCGUGUUCACACAAGUCAUUCACGAUUUCCUGGGCGUCAGUCAGGGUGAUCUGGCUCACGCCUCCCUCAUUUGUUUCUUCUAUCUAUUCUCUAUCAUAUGUGACCCAGGGGUGGGCAUGGCCAUUCACGUGAGGUCGGAGAUCCCGAUCGGGGCGGGCCUGGGUAGUUCGGCCGCUUUGUCCGUCUGCCUAGCUACCGGAUUAUUGGCCAUACAGGCUGAAUUCCAGCCCAAGGGCUGUGAUACCAGCCGAGCCGCCAUUUCGGACUGGGCCUUUCUCUCGGAAAAGAUCUUGCAUGGCACCCCGUCGGGCGUGGAUAACGCCAUCAGCACCUUUGGCGGCUUGAUUCGCUUCGCCCAGGGUCGCAUCGAGGUUCAAGAACGCCUGCCAUGCCUCCGAAUUCUACUAGUUAAUACCCAAGUGAGUCGACGGACUAAAGAUCUCGUGGACCGUGUUCGAGUUCAACAUGCGGCCCACCCCCGGGUCAUAGGCCCUAUUUUUGACGCCAUAUCCGGGGUGAGUGAAUCUGCACUGGCCAUCCUUCGGGCUUUGGAGCAGGAUGAUACAGGGGCGGAGGAACAUUACGGCCAAUUGGCGCAACUGAUCGAGUACAACCAACAAUUGUUGCGCACAUUGAACGUGUCCCACGCCUCAUUGGAUCUGAUUUGCGCCAUCGCCCUCGAAUUUGGUCUGCAGGCCAAAUUAACGGGUGCCGGCGGAGGGGGCUUCGCGUUCGUAUUGCUUCCGCCCUCGAUCAAUGAGAAGUCGGUGCUGCUAAUCCGGGAUCGCUUGGAAGAGCGUGGAUUCGUGUGUCAAGAGACCGAACUGGGUGUGGAGGGCGUGGUCAUUCAACCGGCCCAGAGCUCAGACUCGUUUGAAAGUCAACCUAUCAGUGCUUCUUAGAAUCAAUUCAUACCAGCCGCCUUGUGUGAUGGACCCCAAAUGGAGCGAUCUGCGUUGCCUCUCGUAUGGCUAAUUCAUUUCUUGAUUGCUACAUUUUAGUCUUUUUUACACCUUUUGAUGUGAUCUCCCCGCUAACUAGUCGCUCAUUUUAGCCCAAAGACGACCAAUACAUACCAAUUAUAAAUUGA